Balaenoptera acutorostrata (minke whale) is the source of this 4499-nucleotide messenger RNA. It is a transcript of the gene FCSK, whose product is annotated as fucose kinase. The transcript has 25 exons. Lineage: Eukaryota; Metazoa; Chordata; Mammalia; Artiodactyla; Balaenopteridae. Bases 467 to 3823 code for a protein of 1118 amino acids. The record is from RefSeq and is a predicted model, not a curated record. Gene Ontology annotation, biological process: GDP-L-fucose salvage. Gene Ontology annotation, molecular function: ATP binding; fucokinase activity.
GCCGGCGGAGGCACGUAUGUCAGACCGCGCGGACACCGGCACCGCACACCCAGUGUCCCGCGCCGUUUUUCCGCCUCCCGCCCACACUCUUGGACCCGCAAGACUGAGCCGGGCCACUGGCUGUCUGGUUCCUGAUAGGGAAGAGCGUCGGGGAACUCUGCAGCCGCCCCCGGGCGCCCACUUGCUCCAAGGGGCGUUUGCGGGUCCUUCUACCCGUUGGCCUGGGUCUUUCUACAGGAGCUCCGGGACCUGGGGACGCCCGGGACAGGGACCACAGGCAGGAGCAUCUUUGACCCAGAGAAUAUAUCAGAGCCUUCACUCCAACUUGCUUCAGGGUCAAGUCGAAUUCUUCUGUUGCUUUUCCUCACUGGAGAGAACUACCAUUCAUUGAGCUCCUGCUGUGUGCCACAUAUUUUUAUGUUUUAUUUAAUGCAACCAUCCUAGGAGCCCCUCAACUUUGGCCAGAAUGGAGCAGCCGAAGGGGGUUGAUUGGACGGUCAUCAUCCUGACAUGCCAGUACAAGGACAGCGUCGAGGUCUUCCAGAGAGAGCUGGAGAUACGGCAGAAGCGAGAGCAGAUCCCCACCAGGACGAUGCUAUUGGCCGUGGAAGACCCUGAGGUUCAUGUGGGCAGUGGAGGAGCCACCCUCAACGCCCUGCUGGUGGCUGCUGAGCACCUGAGUGCCCGUGCAGGCUUCACUGUGGUCACAUCGGAUGUUCUGCACUCGGCCUGGAUCCUCAUCCUGCACAUGGCUCUCUGCCUCAAGCUCUUCUGCCUGUCCCUGCUCCCGCCCCAGGGCCGAGACUUCCCCUUCGAUGACUGUGGCCGGGCCUUCACCUGCCUCCCUGUGGAGAACCCACAGGCCCCUGUGGAGGCCGUGGUCUGCAACUUGGACUGCUUGCUGGACAUCAUGAGCCAUCGGCUGGGCCCAGGCUCCCCGCCAGGCGUGUGGGUUUGCAGCACCGACAUGCUGCUGUCUGUUCCUCCAAACCCAGGGAUCAGCUGGGACGGCUUCCGGGGAGCCAGAGCGAUCGCCCUUCCGGGGAGCACGGCCUAUGCCCGGAACCAUGGUGUUUACCUCACUGACUCCCAGGGCUUCGUUUUGGACAUUUAUUACCAAGGCACCGAGGCAGAGAUACGACGAUGUGGCAGGCCUGACGGGCGGGUGCCACUGGUUUCUGGGCUUGUCUUCUUCUCUGUGGAAACUGCUGAGCACCUCCUGGCCACCCAUGUGAGCCCGCCUCUGGACGCCUGCACCUACAUGGGCUUGGACUCCGGAGCCCGGCCUGUCCAGCUGUCUCUAUUUUUUGACAUCCUGCUCUGCAUGGCCCGGAACGUGAGAAGGGAGGACUUCCUGGUGGGGCGGCCCCCAGAGAUGGGGCAAGGUGAUGUGGACAUCGCGGGUUAUCUGUAUGGAGCCCGGGCUGAGCUGUGGAGGGAGCUUCGCGAUCAGCCCCUCACAGUGGCAUAUGUCCCUGACGGCAGCUACAACUACAUGACCAACUCAGCCAGUGAGUUCCUGCACAGUCUCACAUUCCCGGGGGCUCCUGGGGCCCAGGUCGUGCACUCCCAGGUGGAGGAGCGGCAACUACUGGGGGCCGGGAGCUCUGUGGUCAGCUGCCUGCUGGAGGGCCCCGUCCAGCUGGGUCCUGGGAGUGUCCUGCAGCACUGCCACCUGCGGGGCCCCAUUCACAUCGGCACCGGCUGCUUCGUGAGUGGCCUGGACGUGGCCCAGUCCGAGGCACUGCACGGCUUGGAGCUGCACGACCUCGUCCUGCAGGGACACCAUGUGCAGCUGCACGGCGCCCGCAGCCGGGCCUUCACCCUCGUUGGCCGUCUGGACAGCUGGGAAAUCCUGGCCUUAUUGCCCUUAACCCCUUCCUGUGGCCCCUGCAGCCCUGACUGCUUCCUUCUCUUCCCCCAGAGAGAGGGGACAGGAACGUAUCUCAACAUGUCUUGGAGUCAGUUCUUCCAGAAGACAGGCAUUCGGGACUGGGACCUGUGGGACCCAGACAUGCCCCCCAUUGAGCGCUGCCUUCUCAGUGCCCGUCUCUUUCCCGUGCUCCACCCCUCGAGGGCCCUGGGGCCCCAGGACAUGCUGUGGAUGCUGGACCCCCAGGAGGAUGGGGGCAAGGCCCUGCGGGCUUGGCGAGCCUCCUGGCGUCUGUCCUGGGAGCAGCUGCAGCCGCGCCUGGACCGGGCUGCCACACUGGCCUCCCGCCGGCACCUGUUCUUCCGCCAGGCCCUGCAUAAGGCGCGGCACGUGCUGGAGGCCCGGCAGGACCUCAGCCUGCGCCCGCUGAUCCGGGCUGCUGUGUACGAGGGCUGUCCUGGGCCCCUGAUGGCCACCCUGGACCAGGUGGCAGCUGGUGGGGGAGACCCUGGCGUGGCAGCACGGGCACUGGCCUGUGUGGCGGAUGUCCUGGGCUGCAUGGCAGAGGGCCAAGGAGGUUUACGGAGUGGGCCAGCUGCCAACCCUGAGUGGGUGCGGCCCUUCUCGUACCUGGAGUGUGGAGACCUGGCGCGGGGCGUGGAGGCGCUCGCCGAGGAGCGGGACAAGUGGCUGAGCAGACCAGCCUUACUAGUACGAGCUGCCCGCCACUACGAGGGGGCUGGGCAGAUCCUGAUCCGCCAGGCUGUGAUGUCAGCCCAGCACUUUGUCUCCUCGGUGCCGGUAGAGCUGCCAGCACCCGGGCAGUGGGUGGUGGCUGAGUGCCCGGCUCGAGUGGACUUCUCUGGGGGCUGGAGUGACACGCCACCCCUUGCCUAUGAGCUUGGUGGGGCAGUGCUGGGCCUGGCUGUGCGAUUGAAUGGCCGCCGGCCCAUUGGGGCCAGGGCUCGCCGCAUCCCAGAGCCCGAGCUGUGGCUGGCAGUGGGACCUCGGCAGGACAAGAUGGCCACGAAGAUAGUAUGCGGGAGCCUGGAUGACCUGCAGGAUUACUGCCAGCCCCACGCCCCAGGGGCGCUGUUGAAGGCGGCCUUCAUCUGUGCGGGGAUCGUGAGCGUCCACUCCAAGCUCUCGCUGAGUGAGCAGCUGCUGUGUGCCUUUGGGGGCGGCUUUGAGCUGCAUACCUGGUCUGAGCUGCCCCAUGGCUCUGGCCUUGGCACCAGCAGCAUCCUGGCGGGGGCUGCCCUGGCCGCCUUGCAGCGGGCCGCAGGCCGGGCGGUGGGCACGGAGGCCCUGAUCCACGCGGUGCUGCAUCUGGAGCAGCUGCUUACCACAGGAGGUGGCUGGCAGGACCAAGUGGGUGGCCUAAUGCCUGGCAUCAAGGUGGGGCGCUCCCGGGCUCAGCUGCCACUGAAGGUGGAAGUGGAAGAGAUCACUGUGCCUGCGGGCUUUGUCCAGAAGCUCAAUGACCACCUGCUCCUGGUGUACACUGGCAAGACCCGCCUGGCCCGGAAUCUGCUGCAGGACGUGCUGAGGAGCUGGUAUGCCCGGCUGCCUGCUGUUGUGCAGAAUGCCCACAACCUGGUGCGGCACACCGAGGAGUGCGCUGAAGCCUUCCGCCAAGGGAGCCUGCCUCUGCUGGGCCAGUGCCUGACAUCAUACUGGGAGCAGAAGAAGCUCAUGGCCCCAGGCUGUGAGCCCUUGGCUGUGCGGCGUAUGAUGGCUGUCCUGGCCCCCCACGUGCAUGGCCAGAGCCUGGCAGGGGCAGGUGGCGGGGGCUUUCUCUAUCUAUUGACCAAGGAGCCGCGGCAAAAGGAAGCUCUGGAGGCUGUGCUGGCCAAGACUGAGGGCCUCGGUAACUACAGCAUUCACCUGGUAGAAGUGGACACUCAGGGCCUGAGCCUGCAGCUGCUGGGGACUGAGACCUCAGCCUGAGGCCCCUUCUCAUGAGGCUUGUCCCUCUGCAAGAGGAGAAAGCCUGGAGCUAUAGCAGGCCCUCCCUUCCUUACCCCUUGGGAGCACUCAGUCUUCUACUCUCCACCCACUUCGUGAAUCUGCUUCCAAAGGAAGCCAACCUGAGCUCAGGCCCAGCCCUUUCUAAAAGUUGGUGAAGCACAGACGGUGCUUGGGAACAGGACUGUGACCUCCUGGUUGACAGUGGCCUAGGCUUGGUGUCUGGACACAGGAAGGUCCUAAGUUCAGUGUCCCCUGUGACCUUUACAAAUCUGAUGGCCCAGCUUGGGCCUUGGCCUUCUCACUCUCCAUGAGGGCCUGGAAGAAGGGGAUGACAACUAGACUUGGCAGAUGGCUGGGGUCCCUUGGUAAGGCCGACCCUGAAGAGGCCCUUUGAGGCAUUUCCUGUGGCCUUCCUUAGAGGUCAGGCUUUUGCCUGAGUAGAGACUUCCUGUUCCACACUCACUCCCAAGCUGACUUAAUGGGGGAGUGGGAACAGGGGUGAGGGUCCACACUCGUGUCUGUGGCAGAGAGCCAGUGCAGUCCUGCAGCAAGUCACUGCUAAUCGUGGCCUUAACCAGCAACUCUGCCAUGUGCCUGUGGGCCGUGAGUUCUCAGGACUGCCGUCUUCUUGGAAUAAACUCACUCUGCUCUUCAA